AGGACUUACAACAGAGGGAGGGCCAUGCUCUCAGUUAUAACCCUCGCUCUGCCUUCGCUGCUAAUCUCACUCGCAGGCCAUUGCUCUGUGCCCGCUGCUCUUCCCUUCUGUGCCUGCUGCUCCGUGUCCGCUGCUCCGCCAUGAGCCUUACGAUGAGGGUGCGCCCUCUGAAACCCGGCCCGCCACGGCCGAGAUCCAGGCGAUCGCGACAAGUACCAUCAGUGAACUGUCACCACGGGCAGUGCCUGGAGGCUGCCACAUGCCCAGUCCCAUCUCCUGCAUUUGGGUCUUCUCACCAUUCCUGCUUUCCUGCCUCCACUCCUGAAACAGGCCAAGAGGGAGGCCAUUCCUUCCCAGACUCCCGUGUGAAGUCCCAGCUGGAGGAGAAGGAAAACAAGAAGUACCCCACUUUCAAGGCCACGGAGUACAAGAGCCAGGUGGUCCAGGGGACUAACUACUUCAUCAAGGUUCAAGUUGCAGAUGAUGACUUCGUGCACCUUUGUGUGUUUCAAAGUCUCCCUCAGGAAAACAAGGCCUUGGCCUUGCACAAUUAUCAGACCAACAAGACCAAGCAGGAUGAGCUGGACUAUUUCUAGUUCUGGAUUUGAAGUGAACCUUCGCCAUGUGGUUCUCUGUCACGUGUUCGCGUGUCGGGGUCAGAAAUGAACGCCGUCUCUAUGCUGUGCCACUUUCGCUGGAGGGGCUGCUCUGCACCAAUCUGGUGUCUCUGCUUCUGACUUUAACAGCGUGAUUUUCCUCCCAACCAAUGAUCUUAACUAAAUUGCUUUCCAAGAGGGCUUAGAUGAUCCCUAAAUAAAUACAUUUUUAAGUUUUUACAAAUU
Molecule: messenger RNA, 842 nt
Organism: Myotis lucifugus (little brown bat)
Lineage: Eukaryota; Metazoa; Chordata; Mammalia; Chiroptera; Vespertilionidae
Product: cystatin-B-like
Exons: 4
Coding region: 141-596 (151 amino acids)
Cellular component (GO): cytosol
Molecular function (GO): cysteine-type endopeptidase inhibitor activity
Source: RefSeq, a predicted model, not a curated record